Messenger RNA from Didymodactylos carnosus, 2321 nucleotides. The record is from the annotation of a GenBank genome assembly. Lineage: Eukaryota; Metazoa; Rotifera; Eurotatoria; Philodinida; Philodinidae.
AUGUUUAAAUUUAAAAUUGGUAGAAAACAGCCCGAAGAUAAUGAAGCAAGACGUCGAUUACAAAAAGAACUAUUUGGACUUAGUAAAGUUUGUGAUCGUGGAUUUCCUUCUCGUCCAUCAGCCAUUGCUUAUGAUAAUCAAUUACGAUUAAUUGUCAUAGGAACACAAACUGGAGAAAUUCGAAUUUAUGGUCAACCGGGAUUUCAAUUAUCCUUUAGUUUAGAUGUAAAUAAUUCUUGUUCAUGUAAUAUUCAUCAUUUAUUAUUUUUAAAUGGUAGUGGACGUCUUAUUGUAUUAACAACCGAAGGUUAUAUUCAUUUAUUAGAAAUAAAUAAUUAUCAUUCGCAUGAAACAACGAAUCACGAUUCAGUAACAGGAAAUAUCACAACAGUACGUUUAGAUCGUAUAUGUACAUCUAAUGAAGAUGAUUCAAUAUGUUUAAAACAAACACAGUCCAUAUGUUUAUUAAAAAAUCAUUUAAGUCUGUUAAUUGGACUUGAAAAUGGUGAUAUUGUAUUGUUUAAUAUUGAAAAUUUUUCACUUACUACUAAACCAAUUAUACCAAAUGAAAUAUUAAUGAAAAAUAUACCAGAAAAUUGUCAUGGACGUGUUAGUAAUACGGGAUCAGUUCAAUCAAUUGUUCAACAUCCAACAAAUGACGAAAAAAUAUUAAUUGGUUAUAAAAAUUGUUUGAUUGUUCAAUGGGAUUUACCGUCAAAUAGUCAUGAUAGAAUGUACGUCUACAAACAGGAAAUUGAAUCAUUAUGUUGGUACAAUAAUGGAUUAAAUUUUGCAUCUUGUCAUACAGAUGGAAGUUAUGCAUUAUGGAAUGCUAAUGAAGAUAUAAAUGCCUUAGAAAAUGAAAAAAAACAAUAUGGUCCUUAUCCAUGUAUGACUAUGAAAAAGAUUCUUGUUAAAAUAAUGCGAAACGGUGAUCCAUUGAUUAUCUUUUCUGGUGGUUUACAACGUUCGAGUUAUUCAACAAAACAUAGUGUCAGUUGUGUAUGUGAAAAUGAACAUGAACAUGAUCAUAGUGAUCGUCAACGACAUGUUGCAUUUGAUUUUACAACGUCUGUUAUUGAUUUUUUUACAAUUGAUAAACCAUCAUCAGAUGGAUCACGUGACGAUCCUCAAUCACUCAUUAUUUUAUUAAAAGAAGAAAUUGUAUUUGUUGAUUUAGUUACUGAUAGUUGGCCAUCUUAUCGUUUGCCGUAUUUAAAUAGUAUUCAUGCUUGUCCUGUUAUAUGUACAACUCUAUUAUAUAAUGUUAAUCAACAAUUUUAUAAAAAAUUAACAAAUUAUGGUAAUAUUCAAUUUGAUGAUUAUUCAGAUAGAAAAUGGCCAUUAACUGGUGGUGAAAUAAAUUAUUGUCCAUCUAGUUCUAAUCUUAAUAACACAUUAACAAAUAGUUUAGAUGAUGGUUGUAGUAAAAGACAAAUAUUAUUGACAGGUCAUGAAGAUGGAUCAAUACAGUUUUGGGAUGUAACUGAUAUUUCAAUGCCAUUAUUAUAUAAACUAAAAACAAAUGAAUACUUUCAAAUUGAUCAACCAUCGAAUGAUGAUGGAGAAGAAGAGAAUUGGCCACCAUUUCGAAAAACGGGAUUUUUUGAUCCAUUUUCUGAUGAUCCACGUCUAGCUAUUCAAAAAAUAUCAUUAUGUACAAAUACGGACACCUUAAUAGUAGCUGGUCAAGCCGGACAGAUAUUUACAUUCCAUUUUUCAAACGAAUCUGUUGAUACAAAUAUAAGCGUACAUGAAGGAUGUGAAAGUUAUGUAUGGAAAGGACACGAAGAAAUGAAGAUAAAACAAUGUCAUGUAUCAGCUGGUUUUGUUGCAUCAUCAAUUGUUCAGUUGUUUCCACCAGCAUCUGUAUCAGCAUUAGCAUUAUGUUCAGAUAUUCAGACUUAUGCAGUGGGUACUGCACAUGGUUUUACACUAUUUAAUUAUAAACAAAAUCGAAUGUUAACGGUGAAAUGUACCCUAGAUCCAGCAUCGUUAUCUUCUACAUCUGCCGUCCAAGCAUCUGGUGAAACAUCGUUGAAUCGAGGCCGUUCAUUAAAAAAAUCCUUACGCGAAUCAUUUCGUCGUUUACGAAAAGGUCGAACGUUAAAAAAAACCAUGAUAGCUGUUAAUAAACGAAGUGAAACAAUAGCAGCAUCAGGACCACUAGAAGAGAGAGUGCCUGUUGAACGUCAAGUUGAAUUUCGUGAAUUUAAACCGGUUGAUGAUCAAAUUAUCAGCAUGGUUCGAUGUCUUUAUUUUGCACAAACAUAUAUAACAAGUGGUGAGUUGUUUAAAAACUUGAUUUCGUCUAAUCGUCG